GAAGGCAACCACGCCAAGGGAACCACCCCCAGCCCAAGCAACAAAUUAAAAAGAGGGUGUGUGGUGGUGGCCUCGCUGGGAUUCGCGAGCGAGACGCGAUCUCCUCCUCCGUCUCCUCCUCGCGCGCGGCUGCGCUUUGUUUUGCUUGCUUGCUUGCCUGCAGAGUUGCGGCCCGAUCUCCCCAAUCCCCCCCCCCCCUUCAGCCUCUUCGCUUGUGGGGGUGCGGAGAUUCGGCGCGUCGAGAGCGAUGGACCAGCUCGUCAAUUUCAUCAUCCGGCCUCCCAGAGCUGAAUACAGUCCAAAUGAUGAUCUACUGGAGCAGGAGUUUAUGUUGAAACGAAGAUGGUUUCAGAGAAAGGAUUUGGAGGUUGUAAAUGGCCAGGGCAAGAAAUUGCAGUGUAGCCACUACAUGCCUACUGUGAUCCCCGAAGGAAAAGCUCUUCCUUGCGUUAUAUACUGUCAUGGGAACAGUGGAUGCAGAGCUGAUGCUAGUGAAGCUGCAAUUAUUCUUCUACCAUCAAAUAUUACAGUCUUUACACUGGACUUUUCAGGGUCUGGCCUCUCUGAAGGAGAACAUGUCACCUUAGGCUGGAAUGAAAGAGAAGAUCUGAAAGCUGUUGUCAAUUAUUUGCGGACAGAUGGGAACGUAUCCUGUAUUGGUUUGUGGGGUCGCUCAAUGGGUGCAGUAACAAGUCUGAUGUAUGGAGCAGAGGAUCCAUCAAUUGCUGGAAUGGUUCUUGACAGUCCGUUCUCGAACUUGGUUGACUUGAUGAUGGAACUAGUGGAUACAUACAAAUAUCCCCUACCAAAAUUUACGGUGAAACUAGCAAUACAACAUAUGCGAAAGGUUGUCAAGAGAAAAGCCAGCUUUGACAUCAUGGAUCUUGAUACCAUUCAGGUAGCAAAGCGAUGUUUUGUUCCUGCUUUGUUUGGACACGCGACUGAAGAUGAUUUUAUACUGCCCCAUCAUUCAGACAAAAUUUAUGAAGCAUAUGUUGGAGAUAAAAACAUUAUUAAAUUUGAUGGGGACCACAAUUCACCCCGUCCACAAUUUUACUUUGAUUCUAUAACAAUAUUUUUCCAUAAUGUGCUAAACCCUCCUGAUGUUCCUGAUGAUCAUUUUUUCCUGACACCACAUGGAAGCCUUGGUCAGGGUCAUUGGGAUACAGAACAUGACAUAGAGUAUAGGUUUGCUCAAUCACCAACAGCCCGCGCAGCUACCACAGAAGAUGCCAUUGCACAGUUGCGUUCGAGAAGGCUCAUGAGUAGAAUGGAGGUCCCGACUGGUGCCACUGCAGAAGACAGGGCCGACAGAAAUGAGGUAAUGGACAGUGAUAAUGGUCCUUCCUCUUCUAGUAUAUCUACCGCAACUCCUCCUAAUGGCCGCAAUGGACGGUUGCUAACUCCAACCUCUGACGAUGGCGAGUAUGUGGAGUACUCAUUUGAUAGUCUAUCAGAUAUGCCCUACACCGAGGAAGAUGAGGAUAGAGAUCUUGAGCAGUCAAAUACAAAGACUGUGCAAUCUGUUGCAUCUGAUGCUGCAUCCAAAGAACAUAAAGAAGAAAAUGGUUGCAAUGGUGCAACUGAGGCAGUGUUGGAGCCAGAUACAUCCUCCACCUCGGCACGGACCACAGAUGCUCCCAGCAAGGAUCCAACAGCAUGCAGCAGCGAAGUAAAGUCAUCGGACGUGCAAAGUGCAGACAAGUACACUACAAAUAGUGCUGCUUCUGUUAACACUUCUAGUUCAUCAGAAUCCAAUGCAUCAUCCCAGGUUACGAAUGGAAAAUCCAUCUCAUCAGAGUCCCAGAAACCAACACAGAACGCCAAUGGCGAGGAUGGGACCAGAGCAACCCUGGUGGUACAAAAGAGCCGAACUGGCAGCCUAAUAGAUGGACUGACACACAAAUGGGGUUCCCUUUUCAAGAACAAUGACUAAGACAAACGAAGGUAUACGAUGACGCCAGUUGACGAUUUAUGUUAUUGUGUGUUUAAUAUAGCCAUAGAGCUGCCUCUGGCCGCACAUGUCCAGCGUGAUUGGUUUACGUGUAAAAUGAAAGGGAAAAGGGAAAAUACUGUAAAAGUGGUGUAUAUAUACAGCUAGGGUGGUAGUGAUCCCAUUGAUAGUGUAUCAUCAUGUCUCACUCAGCACUGCAUUGAUUUUGGUGAACUGGCAGGCUCUUUCUUGCAAAUAUGGUGUGAUAUGCUGACCCCCUUGCCUCUUGCAGUACUACAUAAAAUAUGGUGUGAUAUGGUGUGAUAUGCAGCACUACAUAAAUUUUC
This is a messenger RNA of Oryza brachyantha (malo sina), 2280 nucleotides long. RefSeq lists its product as uncharacterized. NCBI's taxonomy places the organism in Eukaryota, Viridiplantae, Streptophyta, Magnoliopsida, Poales, Poaceae. The record is from RefSeq and is a predicted model, not a curated record. Bases 248 to 1936 code for a protein of 562 amino acids. The transcript is spliced from 14 exons.